UGGGGAGGGGAAGGGUGGGGCCAAGAGGGGAGCCUGCUAGGGGUGCCCGGCUCCAGCCCUGGACCAGGGGGUCUGAAGUGUCAGCCCCUGGGUCACAGCCCGGACAUUUGGGGAGACCUUCUUUCAGCAGGAGACAGUGAGAUUGGGGACAAUGGCACCUGUCAGCCACACCUUGGUUUUCUGUGUGGGCCUCCUAGCCAUGGCCAAGGCAGAAGCUUCACCGGAACACGACCCAUUCACUUAUGACUACAAAUCCCUGAGGAUCGGAGGCCUUACCAUCGCCGGGGUCCUCUUCAUCCUGGGCAUCCUCAUCAUCCUCAGCAAGAAAUGCCGGUGCAAGUUCAACCAGCAGCAGAAAACUGGGGAGCCUGAUGAAGAGGAGGGAACUUUCCGGAGCUCCAUCCGUCGUCUGUCCACCCGCAUGCGGUAGAGAAUCCUGAAGCCACGGAGCCCAGAGCAAUCCUGCAGCGCAGCCCGGGCUGGGGGGGGGGGGGGUGGAGAGGAGGCCGGGGAGGGGGCAGGGAGGCGAGGUGGCCAGGCGGGCUGGAAGCCUCCCGCCCAUCCAUCCACCCCACAGGAUCUGCACACCUGCCUGCCACCUCCCCCCCCCCCCCUGCCCCGGCCCGGCCCCAGCAGAUGCCCCCGUGCCGGCUAGAAUUCCAAUAAAACGUGCUUUUUCUCUCCA
Messenger RNA from Dipodomys spectabilis (banner-tailed kangaroo rat), 685 nucleotides. It is a transcript of the gene Fxyd1, whose product is annotated as FXYD domain containing ion transport regulator 1. The transcript has 7 exons. The record is from RefSeq and is a predicted model, not a curated record. Gene Ontology annotation, molecular function: sodium channel regulator activity. Gene Ontology annotation, cellular component: membrane. The coding region runs from base 152 to 430 and encodes 92 amino acids. Gene Ontology annotation, biological process: monoatomic ion transport; regulation of sodium ion transmembrane transporter activity. Lineage: Eukaryota; Metazoa; Chordata; Mammalia; Rodentia; Heteromyidae.